AUUGGAUUGUUGUUUCUUCAAAUCGUGGUCAGACGAAACUCAGUUUGUUAUUUCACAGACAAGUUGAAAUCUCACCUACAGUCGCUCUAAUUCGGAGAUCAUGGUGGUGGUGUUAUUCCCUGCAAAGUCUAGAUGCCACUGAGCAACACUUGCGACCUGACAUGAUAUAGUCUUGAGAGGCUUGAGAACAACUUCUUUUCUACACAGGGAAGUGUCAGGAUCAAAAUCAAGGAAACAGAAAACCACAAAACCUAAAACUCCAGUAGACCAAAGGACAGGAGUGGACAGGAGUGUGGAUACGGGGUGUUGGGGAUGGGGUUGGGGAGCCAAAGGAGGACGUCAUGGUUUACAGCAGCUCUGCGGCCUCCCCAAUGAAAACAACACCAUCAGCAUCACCUCAUUUAACUGCUCCUGCUACAGCACCUCCUAUACAAGUAGCACCUCCUCUGGUGCUUCCCCCUGGAGAUACUACUGGUCAGGACCUAACCCAGACCUCUGCCAAACUCCUCAGCACAGACCUUACCUCUAACUCUGACUUGACACAGACCUCUACUCCGUCUCCUGCUGAUGCAGAACCCCCUGUUGUAACCCCAGCAAAUGCACUUACAACUAAUCCAAGCUCAGCAUCAUCCUGGUCCUCUACACAGACACAACACACAACACCUUCUCAGGGCCCAGUCAAUGGCCGGACAUCAGGCAGGAAGAGGACUCCUAAGGCCUGUGACUGCUGUGGGCCCAACAGUACUGGACACAAUGUCAAAACCUCAGGCAGAGGAAAGGGGAAGGGAAGAGGGAGAGGGAGAGGGGCCGUUAGGGAUCUCGGCGACACACCAAAAAGAAAAGUGGGGGGCCAGCUGAUAAGUAUCAAGAGCUUUGAUUUGAGCAAGGAGACGGUAGAGGAAGCAGAGGAUGAAGAUGACAGAUAUGAGAAGGAGCAAACGACUCUAGUAGUGGCUGAUACUCAAUCUCAAACCCCAGUUCCCCUACCUGUCACAUCCCUGCAGGAUGGACCAAUAAGAAACUGUGUCCCUCCAGAGAAAGAGGAUGCACAAAAAAAUGAGGACACAUUGAUAGAGGGGACAGGAGCUACUGGCGAAGGAGGAAAAGGAAGUGGCGAUAGCAGGGAUGAGAUGAAAUGGUCAGGUUUGGCAGGCAGGGGAGUGCCAGUAGUUAGAGGUGGAGGGAGAGGAUGGAGGGGAAUGCUUGGAGCUACGUUUGCAUCAAAAAUUAAAGUAGAAGUUGGAAUGAAGAGGGGAGGUGGGGGUUGUGUUGUCAUCGGUUCUAAAAUGGAGAACAAAAAUGCAGGGAUAGAACAUGGAGAGCAAACUGACUCCAGCAUAGUUAAAUCUCCAUUUGGAAAUGGAGACACAGUAAACCUAUCUGACUCUGAACCUGAGGAGGAGGCUAAGGAGGACAAUAUGAUCAUGAGUGAACUGGGAAAUGGACUACUAUUCAUGUCACGGCAGUCAGGCAAUGCUUCAAGGUCAAAAAUUUCCCAGGACCUUGACUCUGAGAUGCAGGUGGACCAGACUUCUGACAGUACAGACCAAGAUUCUUUACCAGUUACUCUGUCCAAUGGAAACGUCACCACACCAACAGAUCAUGACCACAGAGCUACACCUAUGGAAGUGGAAACUUCUCAUCCAAACCAGGGGCCUAUUAUAGUGUGCAGCAUGCCGCACUGCUGGGCAUUAAGAGACCACAGGCUGUACUGUCAGCCGGGAACUUGGGAGAAGGAGGAGAUGGACGGUCAGUCUGAAUCAGCAGUGAUGGAUGGAAAGACGCAGAAUGAAGAAAGCCUGGAGCAGCUUACAGAUAUGGUCCAUGAGUUUCUGGAGAGCUUCUAUAUGAAGUAUGGCAGUUUCAUUCCUCUCAGUGAGACAGAUGUGCUGGAAUACUUGAAGAAGAAUGGCAACCCUGACCUCAGUAAAAGGGGAUUGGACAUCAAAGGGGAAAUGACUCGGUACAGGUCGGGACUGGCCUCUGCUCCUAUUGCAGGCUUCAUGGUGACGUACAACAAACACAACCUGGGCCUGGAGGACCUUGGCACACUAGAAGAACAGAAUUGGCUUAAUGACCAGAUUAUCAACAUGUAUGGAGAACUCAUUAUGGAAGCAACGCAACACAAGGUUCAUUUUUUCAACAGCUUUUUCCACAAGCAGCUGGUUGCCAAGGGUUAUGAUGGUGUGAAGAGAUGGACUAAAAAAGUCGACCUGUUCUCCAAGUGGCUGCUGCUAAUUCCCAUCCAUUUAGAAAUCCACUGGUCUCUUGUCACAGUCACCAUGGCAACCAAAACCAUCAGUUACUACGACAGCCAAGGCAUCGUCUUCAGACACACCACAGAUAACAUUAUGAAGUACCUCCUGUCUGAAGCCAGAGAGAAGGAACAGGCAGCUUUCCAGAAGGGCUGGAAAAUUACUAUCAUCAAGGGUAUUCCUCAGCAGAAAAACGACAGUGACUGUGGAGUUUUUGUCCUUGAGUACUGCCGUCGUCUCUCAGUGAAGCAGCCUCUGCUGUUCAGUCAGGAGGACAUGCCUCGCAUCCGCAAGAGAAUCUACAAGGAACUGUGUGACUGUCGACUCAACGAUUGAACGACUGAAAAACAGCCGCCUUCACUCACUGACUUCUUGCCUGGUUACAUGAGACAGUCUGUCCAAGUCUGUCAGACGGCCUGUUUCACAGACAGCCUGUUACACAAGCUAACACAACCUGGCCAUCUGUUUUACAGGGAGCCCUAACUGCCAGUCCGUCUGUGUGACUGACAGCAGAGUGGAUGUCACUUGGGACUUCUGGUGACUUUUGGAGUUCAAUAACAGCCUGUAGCUAAGCAGAGUUUUACUUGCAAACUUGCAAAGAACUACUGACGU
This is a messenger RNA of Seriola dumerili (greater amberjack), 2867 nucleotides long. RefSeq names its product sentrin-specific protease 5-like (gene senp5). The record is from RefSeq and is a predicted model, not a curated record. The coding region runs from base 342 to 2591 and encodes 749 amino acids. Gene Ontology annotation, cellular component: nucleus. Gene Ontology annotation, molecular function: deSUMOylase activity. The transcript has 11 exons. Gene Ontology annotation, biological process: protein desumoylation. Lineage: Eukaryota; Metazoa; Chordata; Actinopteri; Carangiformes; Carangidae.